Messenger RNA from Caenorhabditis briggsae, 879 nucleotides. It is a transcript of the gene Cbr-sre-49, whose product is annotated as Protein CBR-SRE-49. The record is from RefSeq and is a predicted model, not a curated record. Gene Ontology annotation, biological process: sensory perception of chemical stimulus. Gene Ontology annotation, cellular component: membrane. The transcript has 3 exons. Bases 1 to 879 code for a protein of 292 amino acids. Lineage: Eukaryota; Metazoa; Nematoda; Chromadorea; Rhabditida; Rhabditidae.
AUGAUAUUCCUUAUCAAUGGAACUUAUGAGCUUUGGGUGGCGAUUCCAAUCCUAAACAAAUCUCUCUACACUUCUUGGAAAUAUCCAUAUGUCUUGACUCUUGACACCUCCAUAUUUAUAAUCACUAUUCUCCUUGUCAUGCGUGCUGUCUCAAUCAUUCGAACAUCAAAAUCCUUCCAUAUAAAUCUCCGAAUAAUCCUAAUUUUCCAACUCUGUCAAUGGGUUCAAAUCUUGCUCGCCCGCUACUUCCUAUUCCCAUAUCUCGUUGGAUAUCGAUUUCUUGGAGAUCACCGUAAACUUUAUCAUCAUUUUUGGACAGAUAGUCUAGAGGAAACUGUUCCCAUUCCAUGUGUUAUUGAGGAAUGGCCAUUGUUCUUUGGUGGAUUUUUGUAUACUCAUCAUUUUGCCUCGUGCAUAUUUUUCCUGUUCUCGGUGUCUGCUGAAAGGGCAAUAGCGUCAUUUUAUUUGAGCGACUACGAGAAAAACACGCGUCCCUACAUCUCCUUCAUUAUAAUCUUCGUUUCAAUGAUCUUCUCUUCCAUCUACUCGUUGAUCUUUGCAUUCAACUUCUUCACAUUUCUAGUAACCUCUUUUUUGAUUGCUCUUGUUACAAUUGCAUCAAUCAGUUUGUACGUUUUCGUCUAUUAUUAUAACACAAGAGUCAAAAAAGUGACAUGUAACAAAAAUGGAAAGUACACAUUAACCAGAAGGUUUCAGACGAUGGAAAACUUGAAAUCGUUGAAGAUGGCAAAAUACGUGGUCACAACACAUGCAAUCUAUGUAGCUCUUUGUGAAAUUUGUCUGCUUUGUGUCUAUUUUGGAGUGGAAUCCAGGUACUGGGAAAUCUUCAUCUAUAUCAUGGACUCCGUUGUUUUUUAG